This is a messenger RNA of Pyrenophora tritici-repentis Pt-1C-BFP, 1896 nucleotides long. Lineage: Eukaryota; Fungi; Ascomycota; Dothideomycetes; Pleosporales; Pleosporaceae. The record is from RefSeq and is a predicted model, not a curated record.
AUGUCCCUGGGAGACUUCCUAGGAGACCAAUCGCUGGGAUCAUGGGCUGAUGAGAUGGAGGAUGCGCCAAUGCCUGGUGCUAGCAGCCGUGCCGGCUACGGAGGCGACAGGCCCACCUUUGGCUCCGGUGGAGGAGGCUUUGGUGCUGAUCGCGCCGGCAGCUUUGCCGACCGUGGAUUUGCUACUCGCGAGGCGCUUCCCCUCCCCUCGAAGCCCCCGUACACUGCCCACUUGGGUAACCUCUCCUUUGACGCCACCGAGGGUGAUGUGAAUGACUUCUUCGCCGACUGUGAGGUCACCAAUGUGCGCAUUGUCGAGGACAAGCUGGACCGGAAGCCCAAAGGUUUCGGAUAUGUCGAAUUUGGUAGCGUUGAGGGGCUGAAGAAGGCUCUUGACUUGUCGGGCACACCUUUCCAGGGUAGAAAUAUUCGUGUUAGUGUCGCCGAACCACCCAAGGACCGCCCAGAAGCCCGAGACAUCUCGGACUGGACCCGAAAGGGACCCCUCCCCGACUUGCCCGGCCAACGCAGCAGCUCUGGACGCGGUGGCUUUGGAGCGGGCCGUGACCGCGGCUUUGAUGCAGGAUCAGACGCCGGCAGCGAGCGUGGCGGUGAACGUCGCCGCCCACCUCCAUUUGAGGGCGAUGGCAAGUCACGCGACUUUGGCAACUGGGAGCGCCGAGGACCUCUCUCACCAGCUCCCGCAGCCGCUCCUAGUGAGGGUGGCCGCAUGCGAGGAGGCUUCGAAGGAGGUCCCCGUGAGGGCCGCAGACAGUCCCCAGCUUGGGGUGAGGGUCAAGGUACCGAAGGCUCUCGUGGGCCACGUCGCGAGUUCCAGGAGAGGCCGCAGUUUGAGAGAGCACCUACCGCUGCUGACACCGACAACCAAUGGCGGUCCAAGAUGCGCCCUGACGCUCCGGUCAAGUCACCCACAUCCACACCUGAUGCCAGUGUACCAUCAUCGCCGGCACCCCAACCUGCUGCCCCUGCCGGUCGCCCUCGGUUGAACCUGGCCAAGCGAACAGUUUCCGAGGCACCAGGCGCAGAGCCCGCUACCCCUUCAGACAAGCCCAACCCAUUCGGUGCCGCUCGUCCCAUCGACACUGCUGCCCGAGAAAAAGAGAUUGAGGAGAAGAGGCAAUUGGCCCUACGCCAGAAAAAGGAGGCAGAUGACAAGGCCCGUGAAGAGAAGAAGGCAAAAGAAGCUGCGGAAAAGACAGCACCCAAGGAUUCAGCGCAGCCAACGCCAACAAAGAAGGACGAGGACGGCGUGGAGGACAAGCCCAAAUCCAACUUUGAGAUUCUCCAGAGAGUAGACGAGGGCAACUCUGCUGGCCAAGAUGAGGAUGCCGAGGGCGAGAUUGUUCACGACAAGGACGUCAAGCCACAAGAGGUUGUACGCGACCCUCCAAAGUCCGAGGGCGGUUCAUGGAGGAGACAGUCUACCCAACCUGCCGCGCCUGAAGGUACCACCACCGAGGCCAUGGACGAUGACGGCUGGAGUACCGUCACAAAGCCCACCAAGAAUGUCAAGACCAACCGCCGCGGAGGUGGGGGAGCUCCAGCUCGCGCAAUUGCGUCUUAGGUAGGCGUCUCCUCUGGCUAGACUGGUCCUGCAUACCCUUCGGUCCUGUUCUAAAUCUGGGAUGAUCGCGACGCAUCUUCAUGGCGUAGUGGCGUCCUUUGUCUCUUUGGGCCUGCGCUGUUUGUUGCGGCUGUGUUUUAUUUGGCGGUCGUCCGAUAUUGCUGCAUUACUGCACCAUCAUCGUCUUUUGUCUUAUGGUUCGACGGCCCCGUUCAUGAGAUGCAAUCUGCAAGGCGUCCUGUGGCUGAUCACGAACCUUGGACGUUUCAUGAACUUCUUUAUUUAUGCCCGAUAAUGGACUCUGUCCCUGAC